UGCGUGAUUAACCUUAUUUGACCUCCAGUUCAUUCUGCUGUUGUCUUCGUUAGCUCUGCAUUGCAUCGUAUAGUGAUAUAUACUAACCACUAAUUCCAUCUUACAUGAACAUCAAUUAACAACAUGAAGCGAGCGAGGGAGAUGAAAGCCAAAUCUGCUGUGGUUGCCAAGACAACAGAAUACGAAUUCAUGGGCCCGGUCGGCGCAGUUUUAAUGGUGUUUGGGCUUCCAGUAACUGUGUACUAUCUAUAUUUCGCUUGCCAGCCUCGCAGCUGCACUGUUCUGAAUCUAGCGGUAAUUCCAACUGACGUCACUUCCUACAUAGAUAAAGAUGCCACUCUGGUCGUCCUGGGGUGGUUCGUGUUCCAAUCAGCGCUGUACAUGCUACCAGUAGGUCGGCAAGCCCAAGGACUGCCACUGAAAUCGGGAAAAAGACUGACAUAUCGAAUCAAUGCAUUUUUUGCUAUGAUUGUUAGUUUCAUAACAUUUGGAUUUGCUGUGUACUAUAAAUACAUGUCAACAUUCCUAUAUGACAAAUAUCUGCAUUUAGCGACUGCGGCGAUGAUAUUUGCUUUGAUGCUCAGUGUAUUUCUGUACAUCAAAGCGAAGCUCGGUCCGCAGUCCGCACUGUGUGAUAGAGGCAAUUCGGGUUACUUUUUCUAUGACUUUUUCAUGGGUCAUGAAUUAAAUCCCCGAAUCGGUAGCUUUGACUUAAAGUUUUUCUGCGAACUGCGACCAGGGUUAAUCGGAUGGGUGUUGUUGAAUUUUGGCAUGGUAGCAAAGGUUUGCAUUACUGAGGGCAAGCCCAGUGCGGGGAUUAUACUGGUGUCUGUAUUCCAGGCGUGGUAUGUAAUAGAUGGGCUGUGGCAUGAAGAGUGCAUUUUGACAACGAUGGAUAUUGUACAUGAUGGGUUUGGUUUUAUGCUUGCCUUUGGUGAUUUGGUCUGGGUGCCCUUCACUUACAGCUUGCAGACACGGUAUUUAGUCGACCAUCCACUUGACCUAUCUUAUAUCUCCAUAGCUGCUAUCAUCGCUAUAAAAUUAGCAGGUUAUGCUAUAUUUAGAGGGUCUAAUUCUCAAAAAGAUUGCUUUCGAAGAAAUCCCCAUGACCCAAAGUUGCAACACUUGAAGAGCAUAUCGACCGAUUCAGGGAGUCGUUUACUUAUUAGCGGUUGGUGGGGCAUGGUGCGUCAUCCAAAUUACUUUGGUGAUAUCCUGAUGUCCAUAGCGUGGUCAUUGCCAUGUGGAUUUAGUAGUGUGUUGCCAUGGUUUUAUCCAAUUUACUUCACGAUAUUGCUAAUUCACAGAGAACAGAGAGAUUCUCACCAGUGUCAGAAAAAGUAUGGGAAAGAUUGGACACGCUAUUGUCAGAUUGUUAAAUAUCGUAUUUUUCCAUAUAUCUAUUAG
Saccoglossus kowalevskii is the source of this 1407-nucleotide messenger RNA. Its product is annotated as delta(14)-sterol reductase LBR-like. The record is from RefSeq and is a predicted model, not a curated record. Gene Ontology annotation, molecular function: Delta14-sterol reductase activity. NCBI's taxonomy places the organism in Eukaryota, Metazoa, Hemichordata, Enteropneusta, Harrimaniidae. Gene Ontology annotation, biological process: cholesterol biosynthetic process. Gene Ontology annotation, cellular component: nuclear inner membrane; endoplasmic reticulum membrane.